This is a messenger RNA of Sinocyclocheilus anshuiensis, 3684 nucleotides long. RefSeq names its product unconventional myosin-XVB-like. The transcript is spliced from 29 exons. NCBI's taxonomy places the organism in Eukaryota, Metazoa, Chordata, Actinopteri, Cypriniformes, Cyprinidae. The record is from RefSeq and is a predicted model, not a curated record. The coding region runs from base 157 to 3684 and encodes 1175 amino acids. Gene Ontology annotation, cellular component: cytoskeleton. Gene Ontology annotation, molecular function: protein binding.
AAGCACCACUUCUCUUGUGUUUGGAUUUCAACUAAUUUCAUCAGUUAAAGAGCACUUUACAUGGGGACGGCUACGUUUGUUUUAAUAUCAUCCUAGGAACAUACUGAUAGAACCAGAGUGAAGGAAGCAGCAAAACCUACAUCUUCCUCUUCAGAGAUGGAUGUGGGAAUAUUGGAGAUCCCGGCAGAACUGUCGUCCCGAUUACGCAGUGCAGCAGGACGUCCUCAAGGAUCAGGAGUAACAGAAGUAGCUCUGCCGCAGGUCAAAGCAGACCACAACCUCUCACUGCCCCAAGACAUUAACAGACACCCUUUCUCCCAAUAUGCCAACACAGUCCUGAAGGAUGGAUGGUGCCAACCGCAGGGUUUCCCGCUUCAGAAGCCUUUGACUUCUCUGGACUAUGAUGAUGCCCGUACAGCUCUAGAAAUCUACAAACUGAUCCUGCGUUUCACAGGUGACUCUGAUCUGACUGGAUGGCAAGAGCAGAUGUUGGGGAACUACAUCGUGGAGAAGAGCCAAUCACAGCCCAGCAUCGGAGAUGAGAUUCUAGCUCAGCUGGUGUACCACACUUGGGACGGGGAUAAUGAGGAGAGUACCCUGCGGGGCUGGUUGCUCCUGGCCUGCUGUCUGAGUGCCUUCACACCCUCUCCUGCCUUGGAGAAACCCCUCCUUAAGUACGUGUCUGACCGAGGUCCAGGGGAGUACCGCUCUCUGUGCCAGCACAAGCUCCUCACAUCCCUCCAGCUCCCCUCCCCUGCCUGCAGACGACACCCUCCGAGUCAACUCGAGUGGACAGUCAAUCAGAGAAAAGGAAAGAUGGUGGUGGAGGUUAACACUUUCAAUGAGGAAAGGUUAACUGUGGAAGUGGAGUCUUGGACCUCAGGGGAACAACUGGCCUCUUGGCUUCUUAGCUACAGGGGUCUGACUGAAGCUACACGGGGCUGGUCUGUGUCUCUGCUGGCUGGGGAGGGUUGGACCGACCUGGCAGGCUGUGACUUUGUAAUGGAUCUCUUGGCUGGAGUGGAGGCUGAUGUGCCCCUGGGUCACCCACCCACUCAAACCGAUUACCUCUUUGGCAACACAGGUGACAGGAUGGCAACUGCAGACCUGGAUGACUUUAUACCUCCUGCUCCCCCUAUGCAAGCCCCUGGUCUCCCACCCUUUGUAGCAUACCCAUGGGACACCUAUGAACCCUCCUCCACAUCCCAGGGAUCUCGUGGUCGACAGAUGGAUUCUUACGUUGAUGACCUUUUUGAUCCUGUGUUUGAUCAGGGUCCUGGGGACUUUGAACGGAUGGCCAUGCUGAAUCGUAGAAUGAGAGGAGGAGGAGGCAUGAUGCCCAGCAUGUACGCCGGAGCAGGAAUGCCAAUGAAUCCUGCCAUGGCUGGCUAUGCUGCCACACCAAUGAUGCCAAACAUGAUGCCCGCUACUAUGCCCAUGAUGCAACAAAUGCAACCCAUGCAAUCUAUGAUGAUGCCAACUGCAAUGCCACAAGCCGUACCUGCUGCAACACCGGCUGUCAACACACAGCACAUGGAGGCUCAGCAACAGGCCUUUAUCAAUCAACAGGCUCUGCUUCUGGCUCAGCAGAUGACCAUGCAGGCGAUGACACUGUCCCAGAAGCAGCAGCAGGAAGAGGUGCGAAAACGUGAAAAGGAGUCACAGAGACAGUCACCACGUCAGCGGCGGCGCUCUCCUCCACGUGCACGUUCACCUUCACGCUCACCCUCACCCAAACCCCGAAGCCGCCCCCAGGUAGAAAGAGCCAUCCCUCAGACCCCCAAAAAAGCCUCAGAGACCCUUCCAAAGCCCCGCAGGCCAGAGGCACAGCCUGAGACAGAGUUAGAUCACAAGGAAGAUCAAGAAUCCUUUCAAGAUAAGAGGGAUUUUUUUCAAAAGAUUGGUACGUCAGAAGCACGCCCAAAGCCUUCGUCAAAGGUUGCUAAGCCACUGAUAUACGCCACUCCACCGGUGACCCAACCCAAAUCACCUCCGCCAGUAAAGACUGAAGUGAAUCCACUCCCAGUACCUCCUAACAUCCAAGAACCUGAACCAGAACCAGAACCAGAAUCUCCAGAACCAACAUCUCCUAAACCAGAACCUACUAGUAAAAUUAGAGAGAUCAUCAAGCAGUACCAGAGCCGGCCCUCUCCAGAACCUAAAGCCUUCGAGCCUGUCAGGGUUCCGGCCAAGCAAUUUCUAAAGAAAAAUGACCCCAAAGAUGAGGCGCUGGCCAUUCUCAAAUCUCAGGGACCUGUCACUCAGCAGAAGAAACAGUGGGAAGAGAAGCCUCCUUCACCCCCUCAGCCCCCUGAGUCCCAUGGUCCUCGUGCCAUCUCUAACGAUAUGAAACAGAAGCAGCGUUCACUAGCUGAUCUCUUCGGCUCACAGCGUUCGCAUGCUCUGCCUCGAGCUCGUGAGCCCAUCCCUCCUCCAUCUCCCAGCAUCCCCGACCCACCACUGAUGUCUCCACCUGGACCUAAUCAGUUCAACAGGAUGGCUGAGGAGGAGAGUGUUCGCUCCCAAUUGCACAGAUUCUCUGCCAGCGUUUACUUUUCCUACCCCAGUAUGCCUGGCAAACUCUUCCUGCGCAAGGAGCUGUUUUAUCCCAGGGAAAAAUUCAACCACCCAUACAUACUUAAUUUACUCUGUGAGCAGAUCAUGCGAGACACUUACUCAGAUUCUUGUCCGAGGAUUUCACGUGAAGAAAGGCGUAAAAUGAAAGACCUUUUGGCGAGCUUCCAUAUCAGAACCAGUAUCAGUUCACUAGAUGAUGCUAUGAAGAAAAGAAUUGUCAUGGCAGCAAGAGACAACUGGUCCAAUUAUUUUGCACGUCUCUUUAAUGUGAAGGUGGGGAACGGAGGAGAUGCUCAGAUUCUGGGAGUGUCACAUAGAGGAAUCAGACUGCUGAAGGUGGCCAGAGCUUCAGGCAUAAACCCCAAACACCUCAAACUGCUCCACAGCUACAGUUUUUCACAGGUUUUGUCAGUACAGCAACAAGCGGCUGGAAAAGUUGUGAUCACUUUGAGUAAUGAGGAGUUGGAACUUCACUCUCAACAAGCACCACAGAUCGCUGCUGUGAUUCAUCUCUUCCUCAUGGAGCUGAUUACGGUUUUGUCAGUACAGCAACAAGCGGCUGGAAAAGUUGUGAUCACUUUGAGUAAUGAGGAGUUGGAACUUCACUCUCAACAAGCACCACAGAUCGCUGCUGUGAUUCAUCUCUUCCUCAUGGAGCUGAUUACGAACUCAGACUAUGUGAUCGCUGUGAAGAGCUAUGUGACAGAUGACAAGAGCUUGCUGUCCUUUCACAGAGGCGACGUCAUCAAAAUCCUGAACAUGGACGGCCUCAAGGACGAAUGGAUGUUUGGUUCCAGUGGGGGCCGUUCUGGACUCCUUCCGGUGGACGUCACUCAGCCUUGUGCCCCACCAGACUACCACAGCAGCAACAUGGAGCGGCAGCUUGAGCGGAAAAAGAGUAUGAGACUCACCGGCUCUUCCCUCAAUGGCCCUGUCACCAACAUGCCUGUCAAUGGCUCCGUUUCCAACACCCCUGUUACCCGCUCAGUGGCUGGCAGUGAAUACAGUGUGGAAGUGGGGUUCAUCCAGAGAUCUGAAUCAGAACGUCAGAAGUAUAUCAUGACUGAGUUUGCCAAGAAGUUCUUCACAGAUGCUAUCAACAGGUGA